Messenger RNA from Cynoglossus semilaevis (tongue sole), 268 nucleotides. Its product is annotated as myosin heavy chain, fast skeletal muscle-like. The annotation marks the transcript as partial. The transcript has 2 exons. Lineage: Eukaryota; Metazoa; Chordata; Actinopteri; Pleuronectiformes; Cynoglossidae. The record is from RefSeq and is a predicted model, not a curated record.
GAUGGAGGGAGACCUGAAUGAAAUGGAGAUUCAGCUGAGCCAUGCCAACAGGCAGGCUGCUGAGGCCCAGAAACAGCUGAGGAACGUCCAGGGACAACUCAAGGAUGCCCAGCUUCACCUGGACGAUGCUCUCAGAGGACAGGAAGACAUGAAGGAGCAGGUUGCUAUGGUGGAGCGCAGAAAUGGUCUGAUGCUGGCUGAGAUCGAGGAGCUGAGAGUUGCUCUGGAGCAGACAGAAAGAGGCCGCAAAGUGGCCGAGCAGGAGCUG